GCUGUGGGCCAGAUGGAGGCUAACCGGCAGAGUGCUUUCGUCCUGGGCAGCACCCCGCUGGCGGCGUUGCACAACAUGACCGAGAUGAAGACGUCCCUCUUCCCGUACGGGCUGCAGCACAGCCCGGCGGGCUUCAAGGCGCCGUCGCUGUCCAGCCUCAACUCGCAGCUGUUGAGCGGGGCCACCCCGCACGGAAUAAGCGACAUCCUGGGCAGACCCAUCACCAGCGCCGGCCAGCUGCUCUCCGCCGGCUUCCCCAGGAUCAACGGCAUCAACGGGCUGGCCGGCACCGCCGCCGCCGCGGCCGCCGCCGCCGCCGCCGCCGGGAUGUACUUCGGCCCCGCCGUGUCGCGCUACCCGAAGCCGCUGGCCGAGCUCCCCGGGCGGGCGCCCAUCUUCUGGCCCGGGGUCAUGCAGGGAUCCCCGUGGAGAGACCCGCGCGUGCCCUGUCCGUCUCAGUCGAGCUUGAUGAUGGACAAGGACGGCAAGAAGAAGCACUCCAGGCCCACUUUUUCAGGCCAGCAGAUUUUUGCACUGGAAAAAACCUUCGAGCAGACCAAAUACCUGGCGGGCCCGGAGAGAGCUCGCCUGGCCUACUCGUUAGGGAUGACCGAGAGCCAAGUCAAAGUGUGGUUCCAGAACAGGAGGACCAAGUGGAGGAAGAGGCACGCGGCGGAGAUGGCCUCGGCCAAGAAGAAGCACGACUCGGAGACGGAGAAGAUGAAGGAGAGCUCGGACAACGACGACGACGACGACUACAACAAGCCGCUCGACCCCAACUCGGACGACGAGAAGAUCACGAGACUGUUGAAAAAGCACAAGAGCAGCGCGGGCGGCAAUUUGGCUCUCAUCAGCCCCUGUAGUAACAGCUCGGACACCUUGUGAUGAGCCCCACCCCGGCCCCGCACGUAGAAUGGGGGGAGGGGGUCCGCAAGACACUCUUAUGGGCCCAUUUGCACCUGACAUUUGCGACACUGGAGAGGAGACGCCAAAGGACACAUCGGGGACAACUGCAGCGCUCCACCCAAAUAUGGAUGCGCGCAAUCUGGAUUGCGCUCCGCAGUGACAACGACGCUAACAUCAUUUGGACCAAUUCAC
Molecule: messenger RNA, 1098 nt
Organism: Phycodurus eques (leafy seadragon)
Lineage: Eukaryota; Metazoa; Chordata; Actinopteri; Syngnathiformes; Syngnathidae
Gene: nkx6-2
Product: NK6 homeobox 2
Exons: 4
Coding region: 13-885 (290 amino acids)
Biological process (GO): cell differentiation; regulation of transcription by RNA polymerase II
Cellular component (GO): nucleus
Molecular function (GO): DNA-binding transcription factor activity, RNA polymerase II-specific; RNA polymerase II cis-regulatory region sequence-specific DNA binding
Source: RefSeq, a predicted model, not a curated record